Molecule: messenger RNA, 2562 nt
Organism: Penicillium concentricum
Lineage: Eukaryota; Fungi; Ascomycota; Eurotiomycetes; Eurotiales; Aspergillaceae
Gene: ilv3C
Product: putative dihydroxy-acid dehydratase
Exons: 2
Coding region: 1-2562 (853 amino acids)
Molecular function (GO): oxidoreductase activity, acting on paired donors, with incorporation or reduction of molecular oxygen; hydro-lyase activity; iron ion binding
Source: RefSeq, a predicted model, not a curated record
AUGAUGAAGACUGUUUUUUCUACCAAAGCUGCCACACCAACCAACCAGGUGCUCGAUCAGGCUCUGCAAAACGUCUUUGGCGACUGCAGCCUCAUCCGCAAGUUGGAUUUGGAUCGUAAACAAGGAGUUAGCGACAAGGCUUCUACCAUUCUCAACGGAGAGACCUUUGUCACUGAAGCUUCAUCUGCUAUUAUCCGGCUGGUGCAGCGCGACUUGCCGAACCUGGUGAGCUUCUGUCGGAGUAUUGUUGACCAAUACCCUUGGGAGCGUGGAAUCAGUGGUGUUGAAGUUCCCGAUGAAGGGGACCAGACAGUCUGCGAGGCCAAUUUGUUUGCGCUCGUGAGCAAUUUUAUUGGUCAUGUCACUUCUACUUUCCUGAUGGGGGAGGCGUUUGUGGAAAAUUUCCCUAAUCUCUCAGAAGACCUUGGAAGAAUUGACGAUUGCUUUGUGACAUUGUUCGCUGGCAUUCCUCGCUGGGCCCCACAUCCAGCGGCUUCAGCAGGGCAUGCGGCGAGUGAUCGGCUUCGCCAUAUCUUUUCGGUCUUUCAUCGAGCUUUUACAGCUUGGGAUGAUGGAAUUGACGCCGGCAUUGAACUGCGUGAUCUUGACGAUGUCUCUGAACUGGUCAAAGAUAGGAUGCGAACUUUCCGCAAAUUGGAGCUAUCUCCAGGUGCCAGUGCUGCAGGGCACUUGUCUCUAUAUUAUGAUCUGAUUGAACACCCCACCAAGAUUACUUUUUGGACAAUUACUCAUCUCUUUGCCGAACCUUCACUUCUCGAUCAAGUCCGCAAAGAAAUUUCCUCUUAUGUGGUAGCUUCCAGACCAACUCGCGAGGAAACGGGCUUUCCCUUCGAUGAACCUCCUCGUCUCUCUCUGGACAUUGAAAAAGUGCUCACAUCUUGUCCAUUGUUCAAAGCGUGCUACUAUGAGACUGUGCGUCUUCAUUCAGCAGGAAUUUCAUUCAAGAAGCUGGCGUCCGAUGUGACACUUUCCGAGUCAGCAGAAGAAGCCGCCUAUGGCCUGACUGAGCCCCGUGCAUACAAAAUUGCAAAGGGCGAGGGUAUCAUUGUGCCCCAUGGUGCCUAUCACCAUGAUGCUCGGUACUUCUCAAACCCGGAGCAGUUUGAUCCCCUACGAUUUCUCGUGACUGAUCCUACGACGGGAAAACAGCGGGCUGAUUCAAACAUCCUUGCUCCCUUUGCGGAUGGGUUGUAUGGUUCGACAAAUAAUGGUUUUACCGAGCGAGCUAUCUUGACUUUCAUUGCUGGCAUUGUGGCCUUGUGGGAGAUUGAGCCCACAAGUGGUAAAUUCCUCUCAGUUCCAGGGCACAAGACUAGCUGGGGUGCUUUCCGACCGACCAAGGAGCUGCGAGUGAAGAUGAAGUUGAGGAUAGGGACAUGCGGUGUCAUGGGAACUGCUAGUACAAUGGCUUGUGUCACUGCUGCGUUGGGAAUGAUGCCGCUUCGGGGUGCAACUGCACCAGCAGUAUCAUCCGCGAGACUGCGAAUUGCCGAGGAGACCGGUGCAAAUGCAGUUGCAAUCGCAAAGUCGAAGAGAAAGCCACAAGAAAUCUUGACGAAGGAAUCGUUCUGGAAUGCCAUCACGGUGCUCCAGGCCAUUGGCGGCUCGACAAAUGCCGUUGUUCAUCUGCUGGCUAUCGCAAAUAGACAUCCAGAACUGCAAGGAGUCAUCACUUUAGAUACCAUUAAAGAGAUUGGCCGCAAAACUCCGCUAUUGAUUGAUCUCAAGCCGAGUGGGGAUAACUAUAUGAAUGACUUCCACAAUGCAGGAGGCAUGAUGGCGCUAUUGCAGGUGCUUCGACCCCUGCUCCAUUUAUCUGCAGUGACAAUUACUGGGCAAACACUGGGUGAGGUUCUCGAUGCGUCCCAAUCUAAGCGACUUUCCUUUGCGCAACAAAUUAUUCGGCCAAUGUCGGACCCUUUGUUUCCCUCAUCAUCCCUGGCUGUUCUGCGUGGCAAUCUUGCCCCGGAUGGAGCGGUCCUCAAAGCCUCGGCGUCAAAGUAUCGGCACUUACUCUCCCACAUUGGACCGGCUGUAGUGUUCGAGAAUUCGGCCGACCUUGCUCAGCGGAUCGAUGAUCCAAACCUAGUCGUGACGAAGGAUAGUGUGCUGGUUCUGAAAAACAUUGGUCCGGUUGGCAAUCCCGGUAUGCCGGAGGCUGGCCUUAUACCGAUUCCAAAGAAGCUAGCAGAAGCAGGAGUUAAGGAUAUGCUACGACUUUCAGAUGGUCGAAUGUCGGGGACCGCGGGCGGAACCAUUAUCCUCCAUAUCUCGCCUGAAGCUGCGCUGCCAGAGUCACCAUUUGGCGUUGUGGAGACCGGUGACUUGAUUAUUUGCGAUAUCAAGACCAGUAGGUUGCACUUGGAAGUUUCCGAGGCAGUGUUGCAGACUCGAAUCGAGAUACAUAGACAGAGUCUUGUAGGAGAGACACAGGCAAGAAAGCAGAGGAGAGGUUACCGCGGAUUGUAUGAGCGAUCGGUGAACCAAGCGCAGGAAGGAGCAGACUUUGAUUUUUUAACAGCUGGAGGUGCUAGCAUGUAG